Magnolia sinica is the source of this 1347-nucleotide messenger RNA. RefSeq names its product signal peptidase complex subunit 2-like. The record is from RefSeq and is a predicted model, not a curated record. Lineage: Eukaryota; Viridiplantae; Streptophyta; Magnoliopsida; Magnoliales; Magnoliaceae. Bases 110 to 688 code for a protein of 192 amino acids. Gene Ontology annotation, biological process: protein targeting to ER. Gene Ontology annotation, cellular component: signal peptidase complex; membrane. The transcript has 8 exons.
AGCCCUACUGCGCUCCUUCCUCCGAGCAUUGCUUACGUGCGACUAUUCUGUCUUCGGACAGUGGAAACAGGAAAAGCUAGAAAGAAGGAAGAAGGAAGAAGAAAGAGAGAUGGCGAGCAACGGCAGCAACUUAUCUCCUAAACCCAACCUGAAAAAAGCCAAUCUGAUGGAUCCGCAUUCCAUCAAACACCUUCUCGACGAAUCCGUCUCCGAGAUCGUCACCGGCCGAGGAUACACUGAAGACGUGCGUCUGAGCAACAUCAGAUUGCUUGUGGGAACGGUCAUCAUUGCCAUUGCUCUCGUCGUGCAGUUCCACCGUAAGAAGUUCCCGGAAAACAAACAUUUCCUCAUCGGAUGCAUCGCAUUGUAUAUCGUCUUCAACAGAUUGUUGCAGUUGAUCAUCUACAAAAAGGAGAAGAAUGCGAUCCUUUUCACUUAUCCUCUUCCAGGAUCAUUCAACAGCACUGGACUGGUAGUAUCUUUCAAGCUGCCAAGAUUCUCUGACUUGUAUACACUGGCUGUUGCCAGUGCAGAUCCAAAAUCUGUUUCUGCCAACAAAGCAGUCCAUUUCACAAAGAGUGUUACCAAGUGGUUUACUCAUGAUGGGAUUCUGGUGGAAGGUUUGUUCUGGAAGGAUGUUAGCAAACUGAUUGAUGAUUAUAGUGGAGAUUCUCGAAAGAAUAAAUGAACUCAAACAGGACGAAUAGAUAUGACACGACAGGUCUAUGUGACCUUAUGAAUAGGUUAGAUGGCAAUUAACCAUCACGGUGGCCCCUGGGAAGGUUUCAACGGUGAGUCUCAUUAUCACUGCUUCUUCCUGUGGUGUGGUCUACUAGACCCUUGGAUCUGCCUCAUUUUUGGGCUUGCAGCCUAAAAUGAUAUGGCAAAAUGGAUGGACUAUGGAUAAAACCCAUACAUCAUGGUGGCCUGGGUCAAGAUAAGAUUGUUGAUUUUGAGAUAAAGCUCAUGGACAUUGACAAUGAGCAUCUUGGAAUUCCAGAAGCAGAGUAUCAUGCCAUUGUAAAGAUGCCAUCAGAUGCUUGAUGGCCAUAAAAACCAUGGUGAAGUUGGAUAAAGCACUGGUAGAACCAGGUGGUGGGUCUUGCCUCUGCGGCAAUGCAAUGGUGUAGGUGAUGUGUGGGUGUUGCAAUGUCAACGUGGUGGAUGGGGUCUGGCCUUGGUGAAGUUGUUAUUGUUAUUAUUUUUAUUUGACGUGUUCUUGUAAGUGAUUUAACACAUGAAAUGAAGUGGGUUGAUGGGCAUGCAUUACGCCACAUGAACGGCCGUGGAAUGGAAUAAAGCCAUUUCUCAGUAGUGGUCCAAUAUAGGCCCCGGCUGGCCUUUUUA